AUGACGAGAACCUCGAGGUUCCGCAAACUGUUGCAAGAGACGAGACCGGUAGCUCCUACGCUUGUAGGAUCCCCAAGGCGGAGGUGGGCGGAAAGGAAGGAAGUGGCGCGGAAGAGAACCUCGUGGCUGAAUCUUGCAAGGACGGCAUAUCGCCUGAGCAACUCUUCUGGAGGCGUUUGCGGUCACAUCAAGGAUCUUUCCACCAAGGGCAACAUCGCCCCCUUCUUCUUCCUUGCCAACUCUGACGAGAGGGCUCAACCGCAAACCACCGACAGGCAGGGCAUCCCAAAAGAGACAAUCUUAAUCGCCAAUGACUACGAGCGAUACUUAUUCGAACGUAUGACCGAGCUGGAACCGAAGAUUCCCGACGGAACUUUCGAGGACGACAGGGCUCGUCCCAAGGUCGACGGCGAUGUCCAGAAGCGUGCUCGGGCUUUGCUGGCCGCUAUGCAUGAGGACAUCCUCCGCUACAUCUCUGGAGGUGUCAAUAUUCGUAAGCGGUUGGAUUUUGAUGUUAUGAGUGUGACGAGGAAGAGCCCGCGGACGACGAGUGAUGUGCUGGGUGGCUUCGAAUGUCUCGUGUAG
Cryptococcus wingfieldii CBS 7118 is the source of this 585-nucleotide messenger RNA. RefSeq lists its product as hypothetical. The coding region runs from base 1 to 585 and encodes 194 amino acids. The record is from RefSeq and is a predicted model, not a curated record. Lineage: Eukaryota; Fungi; Basidiomycota; Tremellomycetes; Tremellales; Cryptococcaceae. The transcript is spliced from 4 exons.